UCGCUGUCUUUCAGUCUCUCUGCACCCAUCAUCCAUGUCCUCUUCCCUAUAACCUGUCAACCAUUACCCUCAUAUGACACUCACUCCAUCAUAAUCCAAAGACUCUUAAAUUUCAUCCAUUUUCAAUAUCCAAGUUCAUGAAUGAUCUUUAGCAAUAUUGACAUGGCUUUCCCUCCUCAUGCUUUCAUCUUCCGAUCCCAUGAUGACAAGCCUUCCCCUACCUCCCUCAAUUCCCUCCCUUCAUGCCCUCCUCAGCUCUUUCACCAUGGUGGUGGUGGUGGUGUACCAUUCAUGAUGAAGAGAUCCAUGUCGUUUUCAGGUGUGGACAAGUCUGAGGAAGUUCAUGGGGAUGAUGAGUUGUCUGAUGAUGGAUCGCAGCUUGGGGAGAAGAAGAAGAGGCUGAAUUUGGAGCAGGUCAAGGCUCUGGAGAAGAGCUUUGAGUUGGGAAACAAGCUUGAGCCAGAGAGGAAAAUGCAGCUGGCAAAGGCUCUGGGGAUGCAGCCACGGCAGAUAGCCAUCUGGUUUCAGAACAGAAGGGCUAGGUGGAAAACCAAGCAAUUGGAGAAAGAUUAUGAAGCCUUGAAGAAACAGUAUGAAGCUCUUAAGGCUGAUAAUGAUGCCCUCCAAGCUCAGAACAAGAAACUCAGUGCUGAGUUAUUGGCUCUGAAAACCAAGGAUUCAAAUGAAGUGAGCCUCAAGAAAGAGAAUGAGGGUUCUUGGAGCAAUGGAAGCGACAACAGUUGUGAUGUGAAUUUAGAUAUCUCAAGAACAGCAGCAAUAACCAGCACUGCUUUGUCUUCCCAAUUAAGCAGCAGACAACUCUUCCCCUCAUCCAUCAGGCCUACAAGCAUGACUCAACUCCUCCAGGGCUCAUCCAGACCGGAUAGCCAUUGCCCGAAUCAAGUUGUUCAAGAAGAGAACUUCUGCAACAUGUUCAAUGGUAUCGACGAGCAGCAAGGCUUUUGGCCAUGGACUGAGCAGCAAAGUUACCAUUGAACAAAGAUGAAAUGAAUUGGUUAAUUAAUUAAUCUCCCAAAACAAUCACCCCAUACCCUUUAUGCGUUUGAUCAGUCUUUUUCGUAGUAACAUUAAGAAGAAUAUUAGGAUUUUUUACCCCCUCCCAGUUUCAAUUCUUGUUUUGGCUGUAGAUUUUGUUGUAUAGAACUGAACAUAUUUGCUUCAUCAAUUCAACAUCUCAUUUUAGCCAGAAUAAUCAGUAUGGUGGAUU
Rubroshorea leprosula is the source of this 1228-nucleotide messenger RNA. NCBI's taxonomy places the organism in Eukaryota, Viridiplantae, Streptophyta, Magnoliopsida, Malvales, Dipterocarpaceae. The record is from the annotation of a GenBank genome assembly.